AGGGCGACGGAAUUUUUUUCUUAGAUAACUGUACAUCCUUCUUUCACUUUCAGCCAACACUAACUGUAGCCUAAAAGGGAGGAAAACUCAAAUCACCUGUGGUGUGCUAGAAGAAAUAUUAUCUGCACAUAUGAUAAUCAUGGCCUCUGCUUUCUUUAUUACGUUUGAAAGCAAAGGCAUAGUUGUAAAUGGAGAUCAUUAGGCUGGUGGUUUGUCUUCUGUUCAGUUAGAUCAGUUGACUUGUAUUAGUGGUAGAAAAACAAAUUAUCGGCAUGUUAUUUCAGCACAUGUUCUGUAAGAAUAGGUCACAAACAGUAUUUUUUUUCUUUGAAAAUAAUUUUUAAAUUUCUGAAAACUUAUAUCAUCGGUGUGGAGGAAUUCAACUGAAAACUGCUUUUUAUGAACCAUAACUUAAAAGGGUCAAGAUGGAUAGCACAGAUGAACCUCAGAAAAAAGUCUUUAAAGCGCGAAAAACAAUGAGAGUAAGCGAUCGACAACAACUUGAAGCUGUCUAUAAGGUUAAAGAGGAGCUGUUGAAGACAACUGAAGUGAAACUGUUAAAUGGAAAACAUGAGAAUGGAGAUUCUGAUUUAAAUUCCCCUUUAAGCAAUUCAGACUGUAUGGAGGACAAGAAGGAAGUUAAUGGCAUAGUUGACUUGUGUGUUAACUCUGAAGAAGAAAGAACAGCUUCUGAUGAAAUUAGUGAGGCCAAAAGCCCUGAAAGUAGGACAGGAAACAUAGUCAGUGACAUAGAAUCCAAACCUCUGACGCUGUCUCCAGAAAAUACUACUCCUGAGCAAGAUAAAGAUACUGUUACUGCAGUAGCUUGUGAGGCAGAAAAUGGAGUGCUUGGUAGCAAUAAAGACAACUUCCAUGAACAAAAUGAUACAAAAGAUCAUUUGGACCAAAGAAAGAGUGACAUCCCAUUGGAAGCUGAAAGUAAAUCAGUCGAUGAUAUUACUGACUCUUCUGAAGAAAAGGGAGAAACAAAUAAUAUAACCGUUAAUUCCAGUUCACCUAGUGGGGAAAAGAGGACUGAAGUAGUUACUGUUGAAGAGGCUGUUGGAGAAGCAGCCAUCUCUAGCAGUAUGGAAGCUGACCAGGAAAAACAAGAGGGCAGUGCAGGUCUUUCAGAAACCGCUGUUCCGAAGACAUUAGAUGAGCCAAGUCAAAGUAUCUUGGACAAUACUGACUCUAUGGAAACAGAUGAAAUUAUUCCAAUUUUGGAAAAACUAGCCCCUGCUGAAGAUGAUCUGAGCUGUUUUUCUAAAAGUUCUCUGCUUCCAGUGGAUGACACAGCCCCAGAUUUAGAAGAAAAAAUAGACAACUGUUUGGGUUCACCAUCCAAGCAGGAAAGCAAUGAAAGUCUGCCAAAAGAGGCUUUCUUAGUACUAUCUGAUGAAGAGGAUCCCUGUGAUGAGAAAGAGGAACGGGUUGAAGGGGUAGUAUCAAACAAGUCAAGUCUUCCAGAAGAGGUGAAGGAGGAGAGAAGAAACGAGAGUGAGGAGAAUAAAGAAGGAGAAGAGGCCCACAAAGAAGAGAAACAAACAGAGAAAAGUGAAGCAUUAAAGAGAAAGCGUUCCAAAUCUGAGGACAUGGAUGAUGUUCAUUUUAAACAUCGUCGGUACAUGGAAGAAGAUUAUGAGGCAGAACUCCAAGUAAAAAUUACAGCCAGAAAGGAUGUUGACCAAAAAUUACAAAAGGUUAUCCAGAAACUGUUAGAAGAAAAACUUAGCACUUUACAGUGUGUGAUAUUUGACAAGACUCUGGCAGACUUGAAAACCCGAAUAGAGAAAGCUGAAUGUACCAAGAGGCAUAAAACUGCGUUUACUGAACUGCAGGCUAAAAUUGCUAGAUUGACAAAGCGGUUUGGAGCAGCCAAGGAGGACUGGAAGAAGAGACAGGAAAAUUCAGCAAAUGCACCUGCAUCUCCAGGGAAAGCAGCAACUGACACUGCAAAUACAAACAAUGCCACGUAUCGAAAUGCUGGCACAGUGAGGCAGAUGCUUGAGUCAAAGAGGAACGUAGGAGAGAGCACACCAGCAACUUUUCAAGCACCUGUGAGUGCAGUGCCAGCUUCCAGUCUUGCUCCUUAUCCAGCAGUUGUCAGUGGACAUCCUAAGCUUCAAACUCCAGUGACCUCCACCAGCUCUUUGACGACAGCAGUUCUUCCCACAGCUAACACAGCUACGGUUGUAGGCACUAACCAGGUGCCCGCUGGAAGCACUCAGUCAGUGGCUGUCUCAUUGCAGUCUUUGCCCGUAAUCUUGCAUGUCCCUGUUGCAGUGUCAUCCCAGCCUCCGCUUCUGCAAGGCCACACAGGGACUUUGGUCUCUAACCAGCAGUCAGGCAAUGUUGAAUUUAUAUCUGUACAAAACUCAUCUACAGUUGGUAGCCUUACCAAAACUACAGUGUCUUUGGCAUCAACUAACACAACUAAACCAAAUAGCAUUCCACCUGUGCCCAGUCCUGGUAUUCAAAGGAACUCUACGACCAGUGCUGGGUCAAUAGGCACAACGUUGGCAGUGCAGGCUGUUUCUACUGCACAUCCUGUUGCCCAGACCACAAGGACUUCUUUGCCCACAGUGGGUACUUCAGGACUUUAUACUGCAACCAGCAGUCGAGCGCCCCUACAGAUGAAGAUUCCUGUCUCUGCAUUUAAUAAUACAGCGCCUACUGAACCACCCACCGUUGUAGCAUCCAAGAUUGACAGCCAGACAAGCAGGCCACCAACAGAUACUUCGGCAAACAAGCGAACUGCUGAGGGAACAACACAGAGCGGGAAGGUCACAGGAAGUGAAUCAGGAGGUGUCAUUGAUCUUACACUGGAUGAAGAGGAUGAUAACUCUUCUCCAGCAGAUGGCAAGACGCAGAAGCAGAACCAGACACCAGUUACAGGACUGAGCAUACCCACGCAGCCCUUGGCUCGGCCCUUGCAACCCAAUUUGCCGCCUUUGCAGCCAAACCCUGUGCAGCAGACAGGUGUGCCGACCAGUGGGCCUUCCCAGACCGCUAUACAUGUAUUACCUACAGCUCCGACAACAGUGAAUGUAACUCAUCGACCAGUGACUCAAACUACUCCAAAGCUUCCUAUACCAAGAACCCCUGCUAACCAUCAGGUGGUCUAUACCACUAUUCCUGCACCACCAGCUCAGAAUCCUGUAAGAGGAGCUGUCAUGACAAAUCCAGGUUUAAGGCCAGUCAACCCACAGGCUGGAGGUAUGGCAGUGCGAAUGCCUCAGACAACCUAUGUCGUGAACAACGGGCUGACUCUCGGGUCUGGAGCACCUCAGCUGACAGUGCAUCAUCGACCGCCGCAAGCGCACGCUGAGCCACCACGCCCUGUACAUCCUGCCCCACUUCCAGAGGCACCACAGCCACCACGUCUGCCCCCUGAAGCUGCCAACACUUCUCCGCCUCAAAAGCCACAGCUGAAGCUGGCACGGGUACAGAGCCAGAAUGGAAUUGUGCUGUCAUGGAGUGUCAUGGAGGUGGACAGGAGCUGUGCCAAUGUGGACAGUUACCAUCUCUACGCCUACCACGAGGACCCAAGUGCCACUAUGCCCUCCCAGUGGAAGAAGAUCGGGGAAGUGAAGGCCCUCCCUCUCCCUAUGGCAUGCACUCUUACACAGUUCGUGUCUGGCAGCAAAUACUACUUUGCAGUCCGGGCUAAGGACAUCUAUGGACGCUUUGGACCGUUCUGUGACCCCCAGUCCACAGAUGUGAUCUCUUCUCAGAGCAGUUAAACGGAGAUCUUUGGAGCCUUUAAACCUGCCCUGGUACCAAGAAUUACCCCAGUUCUGGGGGGAGUUGAUCCCAUGCAUGUAAUUCACUUUUAAAUCCACUCUCUGCAGAAUUAUUUUAGACAGUUGUGUGAUACACUACAUGCAUUCAGAACCAAAAGAAAAAUAGUCACCUGCAGCAAGAGAUCCUGUUUUUUCUGAAUAGUUCAUGUCAUGGGCCAUUUGAAACUUUCAUUUUUGCUUCCAUGACAGCUGUUCCAUAUAGAUACCUACAUACCCUUUAUCCAAGGGCAUCCUGAAUGCCUGGGAUUCUGCUUCUGAGUGGGAACAAAACAGUAAAUUACAGUUUGUCUGAAGCAAAACACACACAUUUGUACUGGAAGAUUGAGUGGUCUGGUCUUACUUUACAAACUGGAAUGAACUCUCUGAGGGAAGGGAAGGGAAGGGAACUUCUAGUCUGGCCAGGAACCCAUAUGUAUGUAAAUUUGGAGGUGGUGGGGGGAAAAAAAAAUCACCCCACAACCUCCUACCUCUUAUAAAUAAGAACGCUCCUCUACUUUCACCAUCCUCCCCCACUUGCCCUGGGAGCAUUCCCAGGUCGUAUCUGACAGUGAAUUGUAGAGCUGCAUUCACACCUCUCUAGUUCAGACAGUUUCUCUGCCCCUCCCCUCAUACAUCCAGCCCUAUUUUUUAGAUUUAUUUUGUGCCUUAAAGAAUAAUUUCAAAAAUAAAAUGUAGCCAGAUACCUUGUGGUGUUCUUUUAUUUGCUUGGAGUUAUUUUUCCCUUUAUCCUUCUAGUCUUUCACUAGUGCUUUUCAUUUUCCAGGCCUGCUGUAAUUAUUAUUUCUGUUAAGACCAGGAAGUGCAACAUCUGCUGAUGCUGAACUCGUUUUUAUCUGCAUUCUAUCUGAGUAUCACUCAACCCUUUCCUCACUGUAAUUCUUGAGCAGUUGUUUUUGUCCUGUCAAGAAUAUUACAGUAUACAGACAGUAUUUUCCACCCAAGCCUUUCCCUGUUCUUUUGGGAAAGCUGUAUGCUGCAAUUCAGCCAAAGAAGAAACCUCUGUGGUGUGGCACUAUGAAAGCUUCUGCCUGUUGGCACUCAGUUUGGAUGUUCAGUGAGUACGGAAAGAGAAGUUGGCUUCCCAGUUGUCUUCUCUCUCUCAGCCCCUGCCUGCCUCUGCAGAAAACCAACACAGCCAAAGGAGUUUAGAAACUAUUUUAGACACUGGCCUAAACCUUGUGAGUAAUUGCAAAUGUUAGUAGAUGCUUUCAUGAUGCUUCUGAGCUGAGAAAAGAAAAUUGGUGCAUCUGCCCCGCUGUCGUUGACAUGUUAAACUUGCUGUUUGCAGAGCCAAGUUGUAACUCACCUGGACAAGAAAGUGUAUGUAAGGUUUUGAUUUUGGCAAUUUUCAGUUGCAUUCCUGCCCAACAAAACCAAACAGUGGGUUUAGAGGGGAAAGAUUCUUUUUUUUAAUCCAUCGUAUAGCAAAGGUGCAGAAUAUAAUAUUUUUUCAUUUCGAUACCCUUUUUCUUACAACCAACAUUUUGAAAUGUAAAGCAACGUUGAAAAAGUGUCAGAAAAAUUAAAUCCCAAAACAGGACUGGUGAAAUAUACUAUGAGAUUAUGGGUUCUUUAGUUAUGUUCCUUUUGAGAACUUUUAACACUGAAAGAAAUGUCAUUGUAUACUUUGUCUGGUUUACUGUACUCCAUGUAGCUGGGAUUGUCACUUCUGUCAAGUAAGCAACAGCUAUUCUCGGUGUGGAAACUUGCAUUUAAAGUAUAGCGGUUCUGUUGAUUUGGGCAACCAAAAAUUCUGGCUAAAUCCAAGUAUCAUCAGAGAAGGUUCACACCAACUCUCAUGUAGGAACGAUUUUCUCUGAACUACAGCUCUCCCUGUAUUUCUGGUGCCAAUAAUCAAAAAUGCCUUGAAUUUGUCUAUGUUUAAUUAAUUUUUUGUCUGCCUAUUUCAAGGAAUAAUUACUUAAUAAUGCAUUUAGUCUUAUUUAGUCUAAAGUGGGGUUCUUAUAAAGCCAGUUCUGUAGUAGAGGUUAGAGCAGUUCUUUCCAGUUGAUGGCUGUCAAGUCCUGCUUGGGCAAUUUUUUUUUAAUGUGUCUUUGAGGUUGUACCAAAGAGCCCUUGGCCAUAUCAGUACAAUGAAGUUUUACAGUUUUAAAAUUAGACUACAGUCUGGAAUUUAUGCACUUAUUUGUGAUUCCAGCCCAAACAAUAAAUGAGCUUUUCUAUAAUUUGUGCUUGCACUUAGAUCUUGUUUUUAGGUUUGUCUUGUUUGGGAAAGGCAGGGGGUGCGGGCCCUGCAUUAGAAUUUUUUCUUUCCUUCAGUGAAGUAUUAUUAGGGAUGGUCUGGCAUUCUGUUUGGAGGUUUUGCAGGUUGCAUCCUUAGAGAAAGAAGACUCACCUUUAUUUACUCCAGAUGUAGUUCUUCACUGAACUGAUUGUGAAAACUGGCUUCUGGCUUAACAGACCCCUUAUGCUACCGAACACGGGUAUUGCUUAGUUCCUUACCUCAUGGCACUUACCCCAUGUGGUGGAGUGGCUGGUUAUUUUAUUAUCCUUUACCUCCUAGAAAGAAUAAAGCUACUGAGAAACUAAAUUUCUGCUAGCAACAAACAAUCAGAAGUAAUUUGUUUCAUUUAUUAGAAUUUAUUUGGAAGUAUUACCAGAAUAUUCAGGAACACUCAUUACAGGUCUGUUACUGCUGUGUCUCUAGACUGGUCUCCUCAUUAGCAUCAAUUGCUUGAGCCUUCCAGUAAUCCACUUUUAAAUAUGCUAAAAAGCUGUAUAUGGCUUUUAAGUGGAAGAGUUGGUUUUAGUUUCUUCUCUGCACUUGAUGCAAGGUUUUCCAUCUGACUUUAGGUAGCCUGGUAUAAAGUUGUUCCUGAUUGUGUGUUUUGCUGCUGCCUCUGGGUACGCAACAUUUCUGCAGUACUGCCCUGGAUUUAGUUUCCCAUGUUUUAGCAAACACGGCACUGAUUCUGCAGCUGUGUUUUCCACCAUUAUUUACUUUCUGGUGUGUUUUAGGUUUUGGUUGUGUGUCGCAACAGCCUCUCAAUGUCCAGGCUGAAUGUAAUUUGAGUUAGUCCACCUACUUGUAGAGGAGCCCUGCUGUGCAGUGCUGAUGGCAAAAUGCCAUUCCUGUCCACUGCACUUCUCCUAGUUGCAGCUUCACUGGCCUCUUUUAUUUUGCUCUGUGUCUAAAAAAGCUUUAUUGCAAACAAAAAACUAAAGCCGUGGAGGGGGCAGGCUGCAAGUGUAGCAUCUGUACUGCGCCUGCAGUGGCAGCUUCAGAAAGCACAAGGGUGCAGAGGCAGGUUCCCCUCAGCCUGUAAUUAUUUCCAUGCUCUGAGCAGCUUCCCUAGGAGUAGCAGUUGGGCUUAGACUUUGCUCCUUUGAAUUAUUUGUACUACCUUUGGCCACGUUAGAUCACUGAGCACAAGCACUGAGACACUCACCCAUUCCCAAGGUUUUUAGCACUAGGCUGGAAACACCCAUGGUGUUUUCCCUGUAAAAUUAAGGGGUCUUACCCUGCUUCCUUUGAAAAUGAAGGCAAAACCCCUUGUGCCUUCACUGGGAGCAUGAUUGGACCAAGUGGUAGAAUCUGAACACCAUUUUGUACUGUAACAAAACCAGUCACUUCAGCCCACCCUUCAUGCUGUUUGUCUUAAAUGUCCAAUAAAUUAAAAUCUGUAUUGUAUGUAGGAAUGAGUCAUGUUUGUUGCUGCUCCCUAAACAGCCAUUCCCCAGGAUGAGUAUUGCAUACACUGUAAAAAAUCAAGCUGUGAUUCUGCCUUCUUAUAAACUCUUUUGAGUAUUUUCCUUUAGUCAAAAAUAUCUAUGCAGAUAUUUUAAAUAGAAGCUUGAUAUAUUAAAUAUAUAUUUUUUUAGUUUUGCUGAUUUGGGUUGGGCUGGGCGUUGUACGAAAACACUGGAGGGAGAGGAGUUCAAAUGACACUGAGCCAGGCCUGCUACCCAAGUCUGUAUUCCCUUAAAAACAUCUUCUGAGGGGAGAAGGAAAAUAAUAAGGAUAGCUAGGAGAAAGCAAAUGAAUGAUUUUUCCUUUUCAUUCCUUUUAAGUUAAAAAUGCAUCUUUAUUUCUUAUCAUCAUUAUGCAGGCUGAGUAUUCUUUUCUUCUCUUUUAUAUACAUAUACACAUG
This is a messenger RNA of Manacus vitellinus (golden-collared manakin), 7918 nucleotides long. RefSeq names its product activating transcription factor 7 interacting protein (gene ATF7IP). Gene Ontology annotation, cellular component: nucleus; transcription regulator complex. The record is from RefSeq and is a predicted model, not a curated record. Gene Ontology annotation, molecular function: protein binding; DNA binding; transcription coregulator activity. Bases 426 to 3746 code for a protein of 1106 amino acids. Lineage: Eukaryota; Metazoa; Chordata; Aves; Passeriformes; Pipridae. Gene Ontology annotation, biological process: DNA integration; regulation of DNA-templated transcription; DNA recombination. The transcript has 15 exons.